AUGACGUUCCUAACCGAGAUUGCUCAGGUUGCAGGGAGUGAGCACAGGCUGCACAUGGGAGCUCAGGAGCAGGACCUUGAACUGCUCAGAGUCUGUUCACAUUUCAUGGUGACCCUGGGUUUGAACUUGCCCCCCGAUGUGGGGUCUUCAGUAGGAGGCGCUGCAAAGAAGCAACGGGGAAUUCUGGAGUUUAUCAGCCUGGCUGUGGGUCUGAUCAGCAUCCGUGGUGUGGAUUCUGGCCUAUACCUAGGAAUGAACGAGAGAGGAGAGCUAUAUGGAUCGAAAAAACUCACACGCGAAUGUGUUUUCCGGGAACAGUUUGAAGAGAACUGGUACAACACCUAUGCUUCCACCUUGUACAAACACAUGGACUCAGAGAGACAGUAUUAUGUGGCCCUGAAUAAAGACGGCUCACCCCGGGAGGGAUACAGAACUAAACGACACCAGAAAUUCACUCACUUUUUACCCAGGCCAGUAGAUCCUUCUAAGUUGCCCUCCAUGUCCAGAGACCUCUUCCGCUAUAGGUAAUAGACCGCCAGUGUGAUCUCUUUGACCCAUGUACUCUGGGGCCACAUUUGUCUCUGCAAGCACUAUACUCAUAGCUUUUCAAUCCUUCCUAUCAGUUUAGAUAACACAGAAGCACUUACUGUUCAACUUGACCCAGCUGGUCCCUUGUUCAAAGUGUAUAUCAAGGUUGGGUUAUUUUGGGGAGGGACGUGGGAGGAGGGGUGGGCCCAAGGGAAUCUUGUAUAUACUUUUUUUUUACUCAUAUUCUAGUGCGUGGAGGUGGCACAACAGAGAACAGGGACCUCUGCCAAGGCUAGGGGUAUACUGCCCAACAAUCUACCCAAAUACCUUUUGACAAUGGGUACAAAUGAAAGACCAAGGAAUCUGCCAUACACGCUACUUACAGAUCUUUGGAAGUCUCAUUAAGGAGAUCCUUGGGGCUCCAGCCCUGCUGCAAGCCAUCCCCACAUUGGCUCUGCAGAUUUCUCAUUCGUCCUGACAUGCAGUUUUCCUGCCAUUGGAAGUGAAAGACGGGGUAGGUUAUAAUAAAAUGAUAUUAAAAUGUAAGCAUGGA
Messenger RNA from Fukomys damarensis (Damara mole-rat), 1081 nucleotides. RefSeq names its product fibroblast growth factor 16 (gene Fgf16). Gene Ontology annotation, cellular component: cytoplasm. The transcript has 3 exons. Gene Ontology annotation, molecular function: growth factor activity; fibroblast growth factor receptor binding. Lineage: Eukaryota; Metazoa; Chordata; Mammalia; Rodentia; Bathyergidae. The coding region runs from base 1 to 528 and encodes 175 amino acids. Gene Ontology annotation, biological process: positive regulation of gene expression; positive regulation of cell population proliferation; fibroblast growth factor receptor signaling pathway. The record is from RefSeq and is a predicted model, not a curated record.